UCCAAAAUAUUCUUGGAAGUAUGCUUUAGCUGUCAAUGUGCGGAAGAAAGAAUGUUCGUGCAGACUGGUACUGCAAUGCAAACACUUUUGGAGUCUUCUGUUCGUGGAUUUCAACGAAGUCACUCACUUCUAUUGUUACCUCCGAACCUCGAUUCUUCCUAUGUUUUGCUCCUUCAACUUCAAGCCUCUACCCCUCUCUGGACCAUCUUCAACCUCUUUCAUAGCCUCUGCCAUUGUAAGUUAAGGCUUCACUGUAGAAGAAUACACAUUAGUCCGUUGGUACCUUAGAAUGCCUCACCGACCACUACAAGGUAAUGGGUAACUAUUAAUUUCCUGUUAAUGUAUACAUCCGUUUUUAUUAUCAAAUUGCUUUUAUUUUUUCUUUUGUUCUUUCAGAGAUUUGAUCAAACAUCUACAUUUGGAGUGGUGAACUGCAGAGCGGCUACUAAAAUCCACGACUGAAACUCCAACGUGAUCUUUGAUAAGAUAAUGAGUUCUGCAUCUCAGUCAAUCUUCUUCUUUUUCCUUGGAGGAAUAAUCAUGCUUAUAAUAGUGGUUAUUCUGGCAUUAGUCUUUUGGAGAAUUAUCAAACCAACAGACUUGAAGAAGUUCGUCAAGCGAGCCAAAGGACACCCAGGUUUGUCCACAGAUUUGUUUAGUAGGAACCUUCGAAGAAUUAGCUUAUUUGAUUUCCAAACAUUGAAGAAAGCAACCAAAAAUUUUCAUCCCGGCAAUCUCCUUGGAAGAGGUGGAUUUGGACCUGUGUUUCAGGGAAAGUUAGGUGAUGGGAGGUUGAUUGCUGUUAAGAAAUUGUCUCUUAACAAAUCCCAACAAGGAGAAUCAGAAUUUCUUGCCGAAGUGAGAAUGAUCACUAGCAUUCAGCACAAAAACUUAGUUCAUUUACUUGGAUGUUGCUCAGAUGGGCCUCAAAGGUUACUUGUGUACGAGUACAUGGAAAACAAGAGCUUGGACCUUAUAAUAUAUGGAAAAAGUGACCAGUUCCUGAACUGGAGCAUAAGGUAUCAAAUAAUUAUAGGGGUUGCUAAAGGGUUGCAGUACUUACAUGAGGACUCUCCUUUACGAAUUAUCCACAGAGACAUUAAAGCGAGCAACGUUCUUCUUGAUGACAAAUUUCAACCUAGGAUUGGAGAUUUUGGGCUGGCUAGGUUUUUUCCAGAAGACGAAGCUUACCUUAGCACUACUUAUGCUGGAACUUUGGGUUAUUCAGCACCUGAAUAUGCAAUUCGAGGAGAGUUGUCUGAGAAGGCAGAUAUAUAUAGUUUUGGAGUUCUUGUGCUUGAAAUCAUUAGCUGUAGGAAAAAUACUGAUCUGAAACUGCCAUCUGAAAUGCAUUACCUCCCUGAAUAUGCAUGGAGGCUAUAUGAGACAUCGAAGGUGCUCGAGCUCAUAGAUCCAAGAAUGAGAGAAGAUGGAUUUUUGGAGAAGGAUGUUUUGCAAGCAAUAAAUGUAGCUUUCUUGUGUCUCCAACCUGAUCCAGAACAUAGACCUCCCAUGUCACAUAUUGUGACCAUGUUGACAUGCAAUGUGAAUAUGGUUGGGACACCUUUGAAACCCGCCUUCUUGGACCGAAAACGAAGGAAGGAUGAUAACCCUUCUUGUGAAACUCUUUCUGAGCCUUUUCCAUCUUCCCUUCAGACUGAGUCCUUCUCACCAAACCCACCAAACUAAGUCAUGAGUAGUCUUUCAAACAAUGAAAAAAAUGAUUUAUGUGAUGUCUUAAUAUCUUUUAGUACAGAUUUGUUUUCACUUUUGUUAAUUGUUUUCUAUUUUAUUUUUUUAGAAAAUCACGAAAAAGGAUGUUAUAGGUACCAAAUUACUUGGUAGUUGCAGCACAAGGUCUUAGUCUUUGAGUGCAAAGCAAAGGUUAAACCGUUAAAAGUACAUUUUGGAUAAACUGUAAAAAAAUUAUUUGAAGUAUAUAAAUAUUGUAUCAUUACGUUCCGAA
Molecule: messenger RNA, 1966 nt
Organism: Humulus lupulus (European hop)
Lineage: Eukaryota; Viridiplantae; Streptophyta; Magnoliopsida; Rosales; Cannabaceae
Product: putative serine/threonine-protein kinase
Exons: 7
Coding region: 490-1689 (399 amino acids)
Biological process (GO): protein phosphorylation
Molecular function (GO): protein kinase activity; ATP binding
Source: RefSeq, a predicted model, not a curated record